Molecule: messenger RNA, 3959 nt
Organism: Anopheles coustani
Lineage: Eukaryota; Metazoa; Arthropoda; Insecta; Diptera; Culicidae
Gene: MFS17
Product: vesicular glutamate transporter 3
Exons: 4
Coding region: 216-1793 (525 amino acids)
Biological process (GO): monoatomic anion transport; transmembrane transport
Cellular component (GO): plasma membrane
Molecular function (GO): transmembrane transporter activity
Source: RefSeq, a predicted model, not a curated record
GAAAAAGAAGUAUCUUUCUUACCGAAGCCCAAGAUGCCGAAAGUCAGCUGCUUCCGCGCAAUCUGUGAGUACUAGCUUUAAGUCAAGCGUCUAGCGUCCAGCACAGAAGAAGACUGUUUCUGUUAGACAAUCAAGUCGAAUAGUUCCCGAGACGAAGAAGAGAAAACAUUCCCCAAAGGUGCAAACAAGGAGCAACAAAUAAAUACGUCAAAAACAUGGAAACCGAUCGAAUACGUCUCGGCGACAGAGAUCGCAUACCGGCCCGCUUGGUGCUGUACUUCCUGUCCUGGUCCGGCUUUCUCGUGUCGUUCGUGAUGCGCAACGACAUCAAUUUUGCGCUGGUAGCAAUGGUGCAGGACCCUAGCUCCAACUCCACCGGAAGCGACCACUGCGCCUCUCCGUCGAUAGUUGUUUCCAGUACGCAAGAUAACUUUACGACGCUGAUGAACAUGACGCUCGAUGACGGAGAAGGGCUCGAUCUGCUGGCGGUCGAUGGCGAGAUCAAGUUUAACUGGGACUCGACGGUGCAGGCCGUGAUCAAGUCGUCGUUCUACUGGUGCUACGUGCUAUCGCAGGUGGUCGGCGGGGUCGCGACCCAGUACUUCGGCACGAAGUGUGUGUUCGGUUGGUCGCAAUUCCUGACAGCGGCCUGCAGCUUGCUGAUACCGGCGGCCGCCGACGUACACUACGGUGCCGUGAUUCUGCUGCGCUCGGUGCAGGGCUUCGCCAGUGGGCUCACUUGGCCCGCAAUGUACGCCAUCGUCGGGUACUGGAUUCCGCCGGUCGAGCGUAGUCGCUUCAUGAGCAGCUUCCAGGGCUUCAGCAUCGGCAUCGGGUUGACGUACCCACUGUGCGGUUUCAUCAUAGCGCACUUUGGCUGGCGGGAGGUGUUCUACACCACCGGUACGAUCGGUAUGGUGUGGUGCAUUUUCUGGUACCUGCUGGCGUACAAUACACCGCAGGAGCAUCCGCGGAUCACGGCCGAGGAGCUCGAGUACAUCGAGCUGAACGUCAGCGAGGACAUCAAGAAUGGGCAGGGUAUGCGCGUGCCGUGGCGCCGCAUCUUCACCUCGAUGCCCGUGUGGGCCAUCGGGUUGACGACGUUCGGGCGCAUCUGGGUGCACUACACGUUCAUCAUGUCCGGGCCGGAGUACAUGCAGAAGAUCUUCUGCUUCGACAUCCAGCAGAACGGGCUGCUGUCCGGUGCACCCUUCCUCUGCUCGUACCUCUCGUCGGUGCUGUUCUGCUACGUGGCCGACCUGCUGAUGGACCACAAGACGCUGUCGCUCACGAACGUACGCAAGCUGUUCACCGCUCUAUCGCAGAUCGUGCCGGGCGUACUGGUGCUUCUCGUCGGAUACCUCGGCUACCAGAUCGUGACGGUGCUGGUGCUGUGGUUUGUGGCCGUUACCUUCAUCACCGCGUCGUACGCCGGGGCCAUGGCGAACAUCGUGGACAUUGCACCGAACCUGGCCGGACCGGUGCUCGCAUUUGCCCAGACCAUCCACAUGACGGCCUCCUUCUUGCAGCCGCUCGUUACCGGCUUCAUGGUGACGGAUUCGCAAAACCUAACGCAAUGGUUGCACGUGUUCGGUGUCUCGUCGGUGGUCGCAAUAAGCACGUACGUAAUCUACCAGGUGUUCGGUACGGCGGACAUUCAGUCUUGGAACUACCCGGUCGCCGAUCCGGAAGUGACGUCGUCGGACGAUUCGGCCGUCAUUGCCAACCAGCCGAUGAUCAAGGUGGUACCGGGUCUAAAGUUUGACGACGAUGACGACGAGGAGGACAACUGAAGUGCACGGGGGAACAUAACGGGUUUGAACUGGUUGUCUCGAUGCUUUGGUAACUCGACAGAUAGGAUAGGUCAAGUUUGCCGUUUUGGUUGUGGGUUUUGAAGAUUAUGAAUUGAUUAUACGAGGAAAGGACAUCGGAGAAUCGAGGCAAUGCCAAAAGACAAUCUUCGUUGGUUGUGGAUCAAUCUAGUAACGAUCGAAGAUCAACGAAGCACACGAUAGAAUCCGCGUGUGUAUGUCCAUCGAAACGACAAGAUGUGUGCAGAUGUGUGGACAGGUACAGCAAAGAAACGAAACUGGUUGAAAAAAGCGGUGGUAGGAAAGAUAAGUAAUAUCGUAAGAACACAAAAAUAUGUAUGAGAUGAUCCAAACAUAACCUUAACCCUUUAGAAACCGCUGCCGGCAGUGCAUUCUCUCACGUUAAAAAAGGAUGCCGCGGAACGGUUUAGUGAAAAUUCCAUUAACGAUUCUAAAACGACCAGUUGUACUAUUUCUCGGCCGUUCAGAAGAACUACAGGUAUGAGUUCUUUUGGUAGAGACGGGAGAACAAUCUUUUGUCGAUAUCGGCUCACGUUAAUUAGACACUAAGAAACCUGCCACGGCCUCCUACAAUAGAAUUAAAGACUCGACUAAACAAAUCAUCUCAAAGAUCGGGUUCGGCGUCAUUCGCGGAAUAACGUUUGGACAAAUCUGUCCAAUAUAGGAAUAAACAGGAUCAGCAACUAAUGCUUAUUCAGGAGCUUAUGGUAAAACGUAGGGGAAGAGAAAAUCGUCGAAAUAAGUACGAUUCUGAAAAAAAUACUACACAUUCGAGCGCCUACCUAUGAAAGGCAUAAAACAAUAGAUUUAACACGGUUGCUGUUGCCUCGUAGAAGCAACAUCUCGGUAUUGGGAACACACUAUCUUUCAGUCUUGUUAUUCGCUGAAGUGAAAUUACACCAGCCGAGCGAUAUAAUAUAAACAUAUAUAUUAUUAGCAUGUAAAUGUAUGACAUUGCCAUUGACGUUGGAAAGUAGAAGGAUUAGUUUUUACAGUUCGUACAAACUACUUAAUUUGCGCUACGAUAAAAUUGGUGCCGUUUCUAACUAAGAAGGCCAUGAGCUUGGGCAUGGGUUUUUUCUCCGUUCUUUUUUGUUUUGGUUAGUAGGCUUGGACUUAGUUUUGAAGUGUUUUGUUUCGCUUUAAUUUGUUUUAGUUUUACGUUAUAUAUUUUUUUUUGGUUUACGAUGUUCGAUUAUUAGCACCAGACAGCAUUAAUAGUCCCUAAUAAUUCAAGAGUGCACUUAUGUAUAAAAAACAACCUUUACAAACUAGUGGAGCGGCAAUUGAUGGCACUCGUACGCCAUAGAACGCAAUUGAAUGUACGUUAUAGUUAAUAUGUUACGAAUUGUUACCACUUUUUGCGAGCAAACUCGCGCAUCCCAGUUGAAGCAGUGACUACAGACAGAGGAACGGAAAUGGAUGAUAGCACCCCGUUGUUGGAACACGCGAAGAUGGAGCAUUGGAUUUGUAUCUUUUUAUUUGAGAAAAGCGAAAGGAAAGGCUACCUAUUGAGCACGGCGAAUAGUGGAAUCGUAAAAGGGCAAUCGAUCGUUUAUGAAGAAUAUGCUACUCGUUUCAAACCAACCUUGGAUCACCGGACCGUUGUUUCCGUUCAUCGGAAACGCUUGUUCCCCGACUAUGCGCAAAACUAUCGGAAGACUACGUGCCUAACAAAAUGGGGGAAGGAAUUUGCUGGAGGGAAAAAAAUGCCCUGGGGUAAAACGGAUGCAAACCUGCUCCAAAAUAACACACAUUCGAUCGUACGGAAACAUCUAAACAACACAUUCAGAAGGAACUUUGCCACUGUAGGAUGUAAGAGGCGGGUAGGUAAGUUCGUGGUAAUCCGUGAAAUUAUUGUGAUCUCAGGCGUGAGUUUCCGUUUUGUAGAUACAGCUCUGGAAUGUUUCAACUGCAGAAAUUUAACAUUUUAUUUACCUCAUAACCCACAAUACGGUAGCGAUAACGUUCGUAAAACAAAUAACAUUUUAAAAAUGGCAAGAACUGUAGAAACAAAAGAGUGGACGGAUUCGUUGGGGAAAAGUUACGAUGAUUGUACAACCGGUUUAAGGGUGAUGUAUCUUCUUGAGAAUGGAAAAAAUAUAUAUAUAGACUCAAAGAAUCCUA